This is a messenger RNA of Durusdinium trenchii, 1635 nucleotides long. Lineage: Eukaryota; Dinophyceae; Suessiales; Symbiodiniaceae. The record is from the annotation of a GenBank genome assembly.
AUGCUGGGCCUUGGCAUGCUGAAGGCCGGAGGUACUUUCUUCUUCCGCUUUGGCUGGCGGGGACGUGGGGUGCAAGAGGAACAUUGGUAUCGGGAGGCCAUCAUGCGCCUCUUGGGGCUGGUGCUUGCUUACUUCGAUGAGGUCUUUCCAUUCAAGUCCGAAAUUUACCACCAGGUUCAGUUUCUGUGGAACCUACUCUUGCAAUUUGUGAGUGCAAGGAGGGAGCACUUCAUGCACACCCCGAUUAGUCUUGGAACAAGGUUGAGCUCUGCCAUUCAGAAGAUCAUCAUUUGCCAAGCUUAUGAAGAUCUUCCUGAGUGUAUUGAGACGCUUGCAGAGUUCUCCACCCCUGAGAAUCAUCAGCGGAUUGACGAGCUCCUGGACAAAGUGGGUCGUGUGAGGGCCAUUGGCCUCUCCAGUCGCAGCACCGUUCAGGCCAAAGAAAGCCCCGAAGCUCAGCUUGUGAUCAGCCCAGUACCAUACCAUUUGACCAUGCAAGUGCUGCGGCAACGCAUGGAGUGCUUUGGGAAGAUCGCCUACAUCCGUCGCCGCUCCCACGCGAUUGGCGUGGGGGCUGAUGCGCUCAUCCAAUUCGCACAGCCCGCGCAUGCGGCCUGUGCACUGGAGGCUGUCAAUGACAUGAAGGUCCUUGGGCCAACGGUCAUUGCAAGGCCGGCCGGCCGCAUUUCGCCGAGCAACAUGGCUUUUGUGUCCUCUCAAGCCAAGGCUGGGAAAGAGCUGAGUGAAGCGGUGCAGAUCCCCACAGAGCGAAGUGUGGAUCGAUUGUCGGAUUGGUAUCGGCCCAACGACGGCGCUGCCCGCAGCUGUCGCGCAGUGGGCGGCAUCGGGCAGGCGGACACGGCCUUUUGGCGUGGAAAGUCGGCAGGUGUGCACAGGCCGGCCGAUAAGAAGGUAGAUCCCAGCGACAAAGAUAAGGACAAGGAGUCCAAGAGAAAGGCUGCUGCUGCGAAGUCCAAGCGUGAUCAUGAGGAGUUUUGCAGACCUUGCAGACUUGGCAGUUGCUUUCUGCUCACUCGCCAGCAGCUUCACGUAUCCGAGUGCAGGACACGUGGUUCUGAUGGAAGUAUGCAGGGUGCUGGGGUGAACGUGAAGAAAGACGAUGGCAAAAAGAGGAAAGAUGCUCCAGGUGCAGAUUCUUCAGUGCCAAAGAUGAAGGUUCGACACGACUCUGAAGCCUUCAAAGAGGGCGAGUCCGUGGUCAUGACCCUCAGCGACCAGCGCUUGAUCGACAAGGAUGGCAAUUUGGUGGAGACGCAGGAUGAGCUUUCGAACACCAAUUUGUUGGAUAGCGACAAGGCCAAGAAGAACGAAGCCAUCAGGUCACAAGUUGAGUAUGACCCGACCAAGCCCAAUGCAGACAUCCUUGACAAGUACGAUGAACCUGGAGCUGCUCCAACUGGAUUCAUGAUUGGAGGAGUGCCAACGGGUGUCAUUGACGAGCGAGAUCCUGAAAAAAGGUUGGCGAUCCUCACGCAAAUGAGCGAGAAUCAGACCUUAGACUUCGGGAACAAGUUCCAGUCGGACUUUUACACCUCAGAUGAAAUGGCAAAGUUUAAGAAGCCAACGAAAAAGCCUAAAAGGAAAGCCCGGAGCAAGGCGCCGGCCCUGUCGUGA